AUGAAAUCUUCUGCAUACUCGGCUCUUCCAGAUCCUGCCAAAGUGACCUUCACACCCACUGUACAGUAUCUACCCUUCCGUUUGGCGGGCGUCGUUCAAUGUUACAUUAAAUCCAAUCCUACACUACAAUAUGUCACCUGGACCAAAGAUAAGCGCCUCCUCGAGCCGUAUCAAAUGAAAGACAUUGUCGUAAUGGCCAACGGAUCAUUGCUUUUUACGCGCGUCAACGAGGAUCAUCAGGGCCGCUACACCUGCACACCGUACAAUGCGCAAGGUACUCAGGGCUCGUCCGGUCCCAUGGAGGUGCUGGUGCGCAAGCCGCCCACAUUCACCGUCGAACCCGAAUCGCUGUAUCAGCGCAAGGUGGGCGACAGUGUGGAAAUGCAUUGCGAUGCCAUCGAAGCGGAGGGCACACAACGACCAACCAUCAAAUGGCAACGCCAAGAUGGUGGCGAAUUGACCGAAUCACAACGUACGCGCGCCAAAGUGUCCGGUGGCAAUAUAACAAUUGAAAAUUUACGCGGCGAAGACUUUGGCUACUAUCAGUGUGUCGUCUCGAAUGAAGUGGCCACAUUGAUGUCUGUGACACAGCUGGUUAUCGAAGGUACACAACCGCAUGCGCCAUACAACAUCACCGGCAAGGCGACUGAGUCGUCGAUUACGUUGCAGUGGAUGCCCGGCUAUAGUGGCGGCUCUGAGUACAAACAGGACUAUACGAUUUGGUAUCGCGAGGCUGGCGCUGCCGACUGGCAGACCAUUUCGGUGACCCCGUCGGGCAGCACGCAAGUGACGAUCAAUGGCUUGGCUUCGGGUACGACGUACGAAUUUCAGAUAGUCGGUCGAAAUGUGCUCGGCGAUGGACUGAUGAGCAAGGUGAUGACGGUGCGAACUUUAGAAGAUGCCCCGGCAGCGCCACGUAAUGUCAAGGCUGCAACACAACCGCCAGAUCAUAUUUUUCAACUAAUGCCAGACGAAGCUGAAGAUGCCCCGGCAGCGCCACGUAAUGUCAAGGCUGCAACACAACCGCCAGAUCAUAUUUUUCAACUAAUGCCAGACGAAGCUG
Molecule: messenger RNA, 1063 nt
Organism: Rhagoletis zephyria (snowberry fruit fly)
Lineage: Eukaryota; Metazoa; Arthropoda; Insecta; Diptera; Tephritidae
Product: protein turtle-like
Biological process (GO): homophilic cell-cell adhesion; dendrite self-avoidance; axon guidance
Cellular component (GO): plasma membrane; axon
Molecular function (GO): cell-cell adhesion mediator activity
Source: RefSeq, a predicted model, not a curated record